AUGGAUAACUGCACAUCAUUGGAGAAAAUUCCAGAAAUCUCACCGGGGAAUGACGAAAUGUAUCUGGGUUUGACCAAUUGCGUUUCUGUUUCUUCUCCACAUUCUCAUUUCAACAUUAGUCUUCCAGGCGAUGAAGUUCCAAAGUGGUUCAGCUGUCGUAAAGAUGCAACACUAGCUAAAGUUAAAAAGAAGGAAGAGGAGGAAGAGGAAUAUUACCAUGCUGGAUGUGAAGUUAGUUUUGAAAUUCCUCCAAAUUUAAAAUUGGAGACGUUAAGAUUGGUUCUAUGUGUUGUUAGUAUUGCUCAUGCCAAGAUUCUUCUCAAUGGAAAACCCGUCAAUGAGAGUGGUAUUGGAUUAUAUGAGAGACAUAUUGGAUUACGGGAAAGUCAUGUGUGCCUCGAGUCUAUUCCAUUAUUGGAUAGGCGAAACGCGUACGAGUUUGAAGAACCAUCGACGAAGCAGGGUAAUACGUGUCAAGUUAUAUUUGACUUGUCUGGCGAAGUGCCCACACCCGUUAAAAUUCCCUGCGGGGUCCACCUAUUAGGUCACCAAGUUGUUGAUGUCAGUGAGACUGAUGUUGUUGAUCAUGGGCCAACGCAGUUGUUGUUACCUGAUGCGAUGGCAGUGGACGAUGAUAUUUACGAUGAUCAACACCAAGACUGCGAAUUGCUUUCCUUGUCUUUAGGAUCAAAGACUAGUCUUGGCAAGAGGCCUCGCCAAUCAUAUUACAUGGCACUUCAUGAUGAUCAUCGUGCUAACGUCGUCGACAUUGGUGAUCAUGAAGCUCAAUGGCUUUCCUUGUUAACGGGACCAGCGGAUCACCAAAAGAGGAGGCACAUUGAUCCUAAUGAGGAGCCAAAGUAUGCAAUGAAGAUCCAAAGUGGUUUAUGUGAGCCCCAGGUUCAGCCAUUGAAAGGAACCCAAUUUCCGGCAAUGGUCUGGUAA
This is a messenger RNA of Prunus armeniaca (apricot), 945 nucleotides long. NCBI's taxonomy places the organism in Eukaryota, Viridiplantae, Streptophyta, Magnoliopsida, Rosales, Rosaceae. The record is from the annotation of a GenBank genome assembly.